AUGCAGCAAUCCGCACAAUUGACUCCGAACUGUCUUCCAUUCUCCAUCCUCUGUCCUAGGUUUAUGACUGCACUCGAUGAAAGGUCUUCACCGUGGAGAUCGAUAUGGAUUUCUAUCGUGAUGCAGUUCAUGGUCGGUAUACAAACAUCAAUUUAUUACAUGUCAAUGUGGCCAUACCUCAGCCUUAUUGAUAGCACGGCGACGGUGGAUUUUCUUGGAUGGGUUAUUGCGGCAUGCAGUCUGGGUUGUUCAAUCGCCAAUCCGCUAUUUGGUUACUGGAAUCAGAAAACCAUGUCAAUCAAAGCCCCGGUGAUUCUUGGGAUGUUAAUGAUGAUUAUUGGUCAGGGAAUUUUUGCUCUUUUACCUUUACUUAGCUCGUACCAAAAAUAUGUGAUGUUAGGAGCAAGGUUAUUAACGGGUUUUGGCGCAGGAACUCUAUCUGUAUUGAGAGCCUAUGCAGCUACAGCUUCUGUUCCAAAAGAUCGCCUCCGAGCAGUAUCUUUAGGCACAGCUGGCUACGUCCUUGGACUCUCAUUCGGACCUGCAAUACAGGCUGUUUUUACACCUAUAGGAGAGUACGGAGCAAGAGUUGGAAUUUUAGUGUUUAAUAUGUAUACAGUGCCUGCGUACUUCAUGGUUGUACUAUCUGUGAUUAGUUGUUUCGUUAUUCAGUUCCUUUUCAAGGAAGAGUACGCCGGUAUAAUCAGUGAAGAAGAUAAAGAAGGUAAUCCAUAUAUGGUGAUUCCAAACUUUGACAUUGUUCCCGCACUUAUUUGCAUUUAUUUAUGGGUAGUAUCGUGCAUGGUAGCUACAAAUAUAGAAGUGAUCUCGACCCCUUGGUCUGUUUCUAUGUACAACUGGAAAGACUCUGAUGCUGUACUUUACAACGGACUCUUCCAAACUGCCUCUUGCCUGGUCUCUUCGGGAAUGAGUGCUCUCAUUGGCUACACGCGUAUAGGAAACAUUGAAAAACGGAAGCAGAUAAUAUUUGGGAUUACUGUGUUUCUUCUCUUCCACGUUUUCAAUUAUCCUUGGCCAUUCUAUCCUGGACCCCUGGACUACGUUCCAGAAGGCAAGAACACAACAGAGAUAGGAGGCUGUCUUCGAUCAUACACAUGGUGUAAAGAUACAGUGCGAGUACCAUUUCCAAUAUACUUUACCUGCUUUGUGUUCUUUUUCGGAAUAUCAUUUCCAUUUACGGGAUCACCUUCAGCAACGUUAUACUCGCAGAUUCUUGGGCCUCGCAAACAGGGGACCAUGCAAGGUCUGCACUCAUUUGGAGGAAGUUUAGCUCAAUUCAUUGCACCAAUUAUAACUACAUAUUUAUUCAAAGUGUCGGGAUAUCAAUACGUUAUGGUCAUCCAAAUCUUCACUCUGGGUUUCGCAUUAUUACUCACACUUGUGUUCUACAGGCGACUGGUUCCGCUGAAAAUGAAACCACCUCAGGGAAAGGCAGCGAAAUAUAAAGAUGGCGUUUUCUACACAAUGUGA
This is a messenger RNA of Cylicocyclus nassatus, 1491 nucleotides long. NCBI's taxonomy places the organism in Eukaryota, Metazoa, Nematoda, Chromadorea, Rhabditida, Strongylidae. The record is from the annotation of a GenBank genome assembly.